Messenger RNA from Rubroshorea leprosula, 1970 nucleotides. The record is from the annotation of a GenBank genome assembly. Lineage: Eukaryota; Viridiplantae; Streptophyta; Magnoliopsida; Malvales; Dipterocarpaceae.
AAAAUUAGGCCUUAGUCUUUUAUCAUUUGGUGCAAUUCAUAGUUAUUAUUUAUAGUUUACUGGUUUGAGAUAUAGAUGCAGCUUUGUAGCAAAAAAAAAAAAAGGAAGAUAUAGAUACAGCUCUUCAAAUAAGCACGUUUCAUUACCUUGUUUGAGAUAGUAUCUGCGGAAAAUUUCAUUAGAAAUUUGUAAUUUUUUUGGCCAUACAGUAGCAAUUUGUAAUUCCAUGUGAAACAUCUGGUGCUAUUUACAACUCAUGUGUGCUUAUUAACAUUCUCCCUUGCAGGCAGUGACAAAUCUUUUAAACAAUGAAAGCAUAACUGAUAUUGACUGCCUAUGCCUUGUAAUGUUGUUUGCUUUGUGUUAUGAGAAGGAGAGCCCUGUUCAAUUGAUGCAGCUGUUCAACAAACUGGCUUCUCAGUCUGCCAAGUACAAACCUGGAGUAAAAUAACCAUCAAAGAUCAGAUAAUCUCUCUCUUUUUUAUUUUUCUCAUUUUCCUUUAUUAGCUUUGUGUUUACAAAUAGGCAUGUGUGUUGCUGAUUAUGUUUAUGAGUGAUUAUCCACAAUCUAAAUUUAUUGCUUUGGUUGUCAAAAAACGGUGUAUAUGUAUGCUGCACAGAUCAUUCUUUAUAUUACUUACCUGAUUGGAGGCUUUUCUGAUUCAUAAAACAUUUAUAUAGUCUUUGGAUUCAAAGGAUGUCUCGUUUUGCUAAAACAGGCUAUAGAUUUACAUACACUGGAUGCUUGAAUCUUUCAACAAUUAUUUUAAGUGAUACUCUUUUUUAAGUUGAGGUUGGAUGAGUAACAUACUGGUUAGUUUUGUUGGCAAUCGUGGAAACAGCUGAUGCAAUUCCUCCUGAAGCAAGCUGGUGUCGACAAACAAACUGGUGAUCUCUAUGGAAAUUGUGAUCUUCUGAAUAUUGCUUGGAACAUUGCUUGUGGGUGAAGGGGGUUGAGAAUGUCUACACUCAACAGCAGCCUCUUCUUUUUCCAAACCAUGGAGAGCAUAACCAAGGGGCGCUUGCGAGAUGUUGGAAAUCACUUCCAGCAGGGCAGUUACUUUGAUGCUCCUUAUCAUGUUUCUUCAAUGCUUUAUGAGAUGCCACUUGCUUGCUAAACUGGUAUGGUUUGUCUUUUGCUGUUAGCAUUUUGGAAACUCAAUGCUGGAAAAUUCCAGUAGUACCUGGAUAAUGAUAGAAUAGCCACAGGAGGUAGUUAUAUUCAUUGUUGGUGGGACAACCUAUGAGGAGUCACGCUCUGUUGCCCUACAAAAUGCCAGCAAUAGUGGAAUUCGUUUUAUCCUUGGUGGGUCUAUGGUUCUUAACUCUAAAAGGUUUUUGAAUGACCUUGAGGGAGCCCAGAGGAUAGCUCGAUCCAGCACCAACAUAUAAUGUAAAGUUUAAAUCAUGUCAAAUGCUGUGUUCCACGGAAUUGCUAGUCGCUCCAUAGAGGCAUUCUAGUUUGGUGAUCUGCAAUGGGGCAAUACUUUAUCCAAAAUUGCAAGAACUGGUUAAUUAGGGGUCCAUCAAAAUCAGCUCCUGUCACUGCAUAAGAUGGGUUGACUGUCCCCAAAUCUCGUAUAUAAGUAAAAAAUGCCAGUUUUCAUCCCCACUAUUCCUGUAUUGUAUUAACCUUUUUUUUUUUUUUAACUUGCAAGGGCAAGGUAAGGAUGCAAUUUUGUAUACAGAUAUUCCGUCAUCUUUAUACCUUGUCGAUGUAUUCAUUCAUGCAAACCAUUGAAACUACUGUCAUGAAUCAUGAUUUUUUGUGGAGGAUGAUCGGAGGGUAUCAUCCCCGAUCGACGUCAAUUUCGUUUCUUUUAAGCCACUUGCUUUGUCCCGGCCAUGUAUGUGUUUGAAUUUUGAAAUGGGAACUGUUGAGUGUGCAUUUUAUUGAUAAAAAUGUAUUGUGUUUUUUGUUUUAUUUUAUUUUGUAUCUUUUAUUUUUUUAAAAAAAUGUAUACUCUUGA